Molecule: messenger RNA, 1464 nt
Organism: Galeopterus variegatus (Sunda flying lemur)
Lineage: Eukaryota; Metazoa; Chordata; Mammalia; Dermoptera; Cynocephalidae
Gene: CD74
Product: CD74 molecule, major histocompatibility complex, class II invariant chain
Exons: 8
Coding region: 100-849 (249 amino acids)
Biological process (GO): positive regulation of type 2 immune response; positive regulation of ERK1 and ERK2 cascade; positive regulation of kinase activity
Cellular component (GO): membrane; cell surface; cytoplasm
Molecular function (GO): macrophage migration inhibitory factor binding; MHC class II protein binding; cytokine receptor activity
Source: RefSeq, a predicted model, not a curated record
GGUAUUUCCAGCUUUGUGGCUUUCACUUCCACAUCUCUAGGUGGGCGGAGUGGCCUCCUGUGGACGAAUCAGAUUCCUCCCCUGCACCAACUUCAAGUAAUGAGCCAGGGUUCAGGGUCCCAGACACGCAGGCGGCAGCAGCAGCAGCAGCAGCAGCAGCAGCAGCGGGAGCUGUGGGGAAGACCAGAGUCCAGAGCCAUGGAAGACCAGCGUGACCUUAUCUCCAACCAUGAGCAAGUGCCCAUGCUGGGCCAGCGCCCUAGAGCCACGGAGAGCAACUGCAGCCGUGGAGCACUGUACACAGGCUUUUCCGUCCUGGUGGCUCUGCUCCUGGCUGGCCAAGCCACCACCGCCUACUUCCUGUACCAGCAGCAGGGCCGUCUGGACAAGCUGACGGUCACUUCACAGAACCUGCAGCUGGAGAACCUGCGCAUGAAGCUUCCGAAGCCUGCCAAGCCUGUGAGCAAGAUGCGGAUGGCCGCCCCCCUGAUGAUGCAGGCCCUGCCCAUGGAAGGCCUGUCCCAAGGGCCCACACAGAAUGCCACCAAGUACGGAAAUAUGACACAGGAUCACGUGAUGCACCUGCUCCUGAAGGCUGACCCCCUGAAGGUGUACCCGCAGCUGAAGGGGACCUUCCUAGAGAACCUGAAACACCUUAAGAGCACCAUGGAGAACCCGGACUGGAAGGUCUUUGAGAGCUGGAUGCAUUACUGGCUCUUGUUCGAAAUGAGCAAGAACUCUCAGGAGAAAAUGCCCACUGAGGCUCCGACAAAAGAGCCACUGGAAAUGGAGGACCCGUCUUCUGGGCUGGGUGUGACCAAGCCGGAACAGGGCCAAGUCAUCAUGUGAGGACAGCGGAGGCAGUCUCCAGCACUCAGCCAGCCCGCAUGGCCACAGCUUUCUUGCUCCCCUCUGCCCCAGUCCCAGCCCUCCCCCUCCCCUUACACCCCCACACCCCCUCUCAGCCCACACCUCAUUCCAUGAGACCCUGGUGCCUGUUUCUCCAUCUUCCUUGGAUGUGACAAGUGGAGUCUGAACAGCACAGAUAAUGAUGGAGGAGGUCCCUGCUGCCCACCCCCCAUCUGUCAACAGGGACUUGAGGCCUAAGAAGGUGGGCCAAAAGCUAAGCAGACCCGUUUCUGACAUCACAGCAGCCUCCAACGUGGGUUUCCAAGAUCUAAGCCCAUGGACAAAGUGCGAAGGCACAGGGAGAUGGGACAAACCUGCCCCUAAACCCCAGGCUGACACAUUUGCUGUCUUCUCCCCUGAUGGCCUUUGGCCUCGGCUUUUUCAGCCCAUUUACCUGGGGGAAGAGCCACUCUCUUCCCUUCCCCAGCAUCACUCCCCAGGAAGAACCCAGCCUCUCCCCACUUCCUGCCAGCCCCCGUUCCCUGUGCUUGGCCAAGCUUGUCAUCAGCCCUCAUGGCAUGGCUCAUGUAAGAAUAAAGGGUAGUGAGUAGAACA